AUGUGGUACUUGUGGUGGAACUAUCCAGCCGUCUACGAAGUAUCUGUUUUGUCUUUCAGCCCACUCGGUCUAUUGCGACCCACAUACGCACCGGACACGGAAGACCUCGGAACCCUCGGCCGGACGCAUACUAUACCAACACUUGGUCGUACCGCCUCUCCGUUUGAGUACCGUUGCCAUAUCUCUACGAUUCAUUAUUUGAAGAUGUUUGUCCUGUCAGCUAUCUUGUUGCCUCUGCGAUUGAUAGCAACUGCGUUAUCUUUUAUGAUUGCUUUGGGGCUUUCAAAUAUCAUCAUUUUUGGAUGCGAUUUUUCACUUUUAAAGCCGCACAAUGAUUUUAAACGGCGACUCAUUCUCCCCAUGUUGGUUUUCAUCUCAAGACUGGUUUACUUUGUUGGCGGUAUACAAUGGGUAGAAGUGAAGGGCGUUCGAGCCAAACGUUCUGAGGCUCCAAUCUUAGUUUUGGGUCCGCACUCUUCGUUCUUGGAUUCGCUGGCAGUUGUCAUUAUGGGUAUGCCCUCUUGCGUUGCAUUGCAAUCCCACGCCAACUCUUUCAUCGGUGGAAUCAUCAAGGUGCUUCAGCCUAUUCUGGUCAGGCGAGAAGAUCAGUACUCUAGAAGGAAGACAGCGGAGGCCAUAUGCUACCGUGCAAAUUCAACAGAUGCUUGGCCGCAAUUAUUAAUAUUUCCAGAGGGCACGUGUGGAAAUCGUUCAUGCUUGCUUUCAUUCAAACUAGGCGCCUUUCGCCCCGGUGUUCCCGUUCAACCUGUCUUGCUUCGAUGGCCAAACACAGUUGACAGCGUUACAUGGGUUUGGGAAGGACCUUCAGUAUGGCGGCUGUUAUGGAUGACCUUCACACAGUUCAACACACGCUUCCAGGUGGAAUACCUGUCUGUUUAUAAUCCCAACGAAGAGGAACGGUUAGACCCUGUCCUGUACGCCAACAAUGUCCGUCGCGUGAUGGCUGGUGCUCUCGGAGUUCCCACUUGUGAUCUGGUGUACGAGGACUUUUGUUGUUUACGCGCUGCAAUCGAAUGUCGCCUACCAGAGCCGGAGGCUCUGGUUUACCUACACGCCAUCCUUCGUUACGUUUUCUCAUUCCAACGGCUAUGUCAGCUCCAUCUGGUAGAUACCCGGCCACAUUCUGACCUAGUCCAUCUACGCUUGGAAAGCUUGCUAACUUUGGCGCGUUCAAAUGCCAUUUUACCUUCGUCUGAGUUCAUCAGUGUCCUCUUUCCAAACAUUCAUCUUGAUGCUCGUGAGGAUUUACUUCUCAACAGGGCCAUUCACUAUUAUCGCAGCAAGAAAACUACUUCCAACGGUGUUGCUUUUCGACGUUUCAUCACACGAGCUUGCAUGCUACUACAUCCGUCGGACCCCUUCAAAGCACUGCGCUAUGCUGCCAAGGCUUUCCCGCCUGUUGGUUCCAAACACAGCUCUGUGUGUUUCCAUAUGGAUGGCUCAGCGGCACCCUUCCCGGAGCACUGGCUUAUAAACCCUGAAAGCACCAGAGAACUUUUGUCCACAUUGUUUGAUUUUCCCUCUGUGGACGCAUUGGAGGAAAUUGUCCGCGCAUCCACUGUCGAAUUGAUGACUUCAUCCAAGUGCAUCCAUGAUGUCGCAGUCUGUACGAGUCGCUUGUAUAUUUCCUUACUUGAGCUCGCACCUUCCCAACUCCUUAGCUAUGUUGAGUACGAGAAAACGCUUCUCAGAAUCUUUGGACAUCGAGGUAGACGGAUCUUAGAACAACCCGAUAAGAAUCACAGUUGA
Molecule: messenger RNA, 1770 nt
Organism: Dicrocoelium dendriticum
Lineage: Eukaryota; Metazoa; Platyhelminthes; Trematoda; Plagiorchiida; Dicrocoeliidae
Source: the annotation of a GenBank genome assembly